GUUCUCCACUUUGCAUUUCUCUAGGAUCAUAUUCCGAAUGAAGCCACAAUGCAACAAGCGGUUGGGCUACCAUCACCAAGCACAUUAAACAGUAGAUCACCUUUUAGCCAUCGGAGGGGACCAAGUGACAUUGAUGCACUUCGAGCUUCUCUUCAACCUUCGCCCUUCUCCCGCAAUCCUCUCCAAACACCGCCAGGUUUCAGGACGCAUCUGCCCAUGAGCCAAGCUUCGAGCAUUUCUUUGCAAUCUCCCAGCCUUCCAUCUGUGGUUCGCCAGCCAUCACAAAACACAAUCGGCCUUGCAGCUGGUAAUUUUGCAAAUCAGCGAAGUCUUGCUCAAGCUUCUCUGCCACCCCAGUUUUCAAGAUCGCUGUCCACUUCCGCGUCCAAUUUGCCGGCAUCUUGGGAGAACUCGAGAGUGGUCGGUACAGAUCGAUGGAGGAGCAUGACAGGGGGAACACCUUCACCACUUCAAAGGUCAGAUGGGCUUCCUGAGCUUCCAUCUGAGCAGAAUUGGAGACCAAUUGGUAGAAUGAGGGGCAGCUUGACUGGCAGUGAUUAUUCAGCUGUUAUAAGUAACUAUAUGCCCCCUUUGAACCAGACCGCUACAGGUAGGCCCUCAUCUUCUCUCUCAAACUCUGAUCAGUUUUCAGCAUUAAUUGCCAACAAUCUCUUGUCUCAUGGAGUACUGAAUCACCAAAUUAACCCUAGUCAGGAUAAUUUUAGCACUCAACAAGGAGAUACAAGGAUUUAACUCUAAACCCUACUGAAAGUAUCUGUUUUCACCUGUAGAUUCAUUGAUCGCUGUACAUUUACAUAUCUGCAGUGGCUCUAUAGUGAGUUGUUUUUUUAUUUUUUUACUUCUUUUUUAACUAUUCAAGUAGCUGAGUUACCGUAUAAUGUUGAGUGUGAUCAAAUAUGUUAAAAUGAUAGAUGUGUCCGUUCAUAA
Messenger RNA from Phalaenopsis equestris, 948 nucleotides. RefSeq lists its product as uncharacterized. The transcript has a single exon. The record is from RefSeq and is a predicted model, not a curated record. The coding region runs from base 49 to 753 and encodes 234 amino acids. NCBI's taxonomy places the organism in Eukaryota, Viridiplantae, Streptophyta, Magnoliopsida, Asparagales, Orchidaceae.